Messenger RNA from Penicillium egyptiacum, 1434 nucleotides. Lineage: Eukaryota; Fungi; Ascomycota; Eurotiomycetes; Eurotiales; Aspergillaceae. The record is from the annotation of a GenBank genome assembly.
AUGCCUUUUGAACCGUUCAAGCGCGACCGCGACGGAGCGAAGGCGUUCUUGGAACGAAUGAGGAAUGGGGUCUCCAACCAUGAGAUUUUGGCCGAGCUCAAGAAGAGCAACAGAUUUUCAGACCAUGUCUAUGAAUUGCCCAAAGCUCAGAUGACCAAAGCCCGCCUUCCCGAUGUCGCAAAAUACAAACUACAACUCCAUGCAUCCUUCAAUAAGCCCAACCCAAGUGCUGACUAUUCAGAGCAUUCCAAUGUCUACCUUGUUGGACAACCGAACAGAUGGGCACGUCGCUUGAGCCGGACCCCCAGACCCUGUCAUUGGUCUAUCUAUAACGAGGGUCAUUUCUACCAUAUCAAGAUGGCAGACGGGGCUCAGGGAUCGUCGAUAGUACUUCGAGACGACAAAGAUUGGAAAGUUCUAGGUGGUCCUUUUAUUGCGUACCACAUCGGGAUCACAGAUUACUAUCACGAAGACAUCUCUAUUCUUGCAAAGUGGGUGAUCACACAGUUGGAUCAUGAUACCCUCUCUACAGCAGCUUAUGAGCAGUUUGUCUUUGGGCUUGCGAUUCGGAUUGUGCGUGGUCCCGGCACCACUACAGCCUUCAUCGGUAAUUUCUGGCAAAUUAUGGAGCACGACAUUGGAUAUCGUCGACAAGCUCUGGCACCUACUGGAUUUCUCACCGGGGUACAGCUUGCGAGUCCUGUCGAAGAUAUCAGUACAUGGCUCAAGAGAUGGUACCUGAUCUAUCGGAUUGAGACUGAUGCACGAGGACUUGAUCGCUGCUGGAAAAGAGGGAUGAAUGGACAAAUCAGCUGGAAGACUCACGAGUUCCAUCCUCUCAUUAGGCCUUUGGCUUUAGGGCCACCCGCUAUUACGAAUGUUCUUGCGAAGGUGGGACAGCGCAUUCCGAUACUAUCAAGGGCUGUCCCUGCAAAACAUGGCAAGAAAAUGCCUAUGAUGGCAGUCUACCGUCAGCGAAGAGCGACCCCGAUUCCCAGUGGUCUUGUGCUUGUGCAUUACUAUGCAUCAUUGUUCUAUAUCCGUGCUGGACGUAACAUUUCGGACCAUGAUUUCUGGUUCCGGGUAAAUAACUAUCUCAAUUCUGGGUGUAUCAAACACAUCACAUUCAACAGGGGAUUUAGCGACACAUUUAUAUUCGGACCAGAUAUUAUCGACUCGAUACGAUUCGUGGACGGUACUGGAGUUCCCGUCGAAGAGAUGCUGCAAUCGAGUAGUAGCACUAUCGUCGAAAAAGAGUGCGACGAAUCGGAAUCGACCAUGGAUGCUGAGCGAUCCGCUGGAGAUAUACCUCACUCUGAUAUUUUCUCAUUUCCAUCUGAUACAGUGGCUACUCAUUGGUUUGAACACAAGGGAGUCCCUUGCCAGAUUUUUAUAGACAUGACAGAAACUGUCACAUCUCCUGUUGAAAUUUGA